This is a messenger RNA of Notothenia coriiceps (black rockcod), 434 nucleotides long. Its product is annotated as acyl-CoA dehydrogenase family member 9, mitochondrial-like. The annotation marks the transcript as partial. Gene Ontology annotation, molecular function: flavin adenine dinucleotide binding; acyl-CoA dehydrogenase activity. Lineage: Eukaryota; Metazoa; Chordata; Actinopteri; Perciformes; Nototheniidae. The record is from RefSeq and is a predicted model, not a curated record. The transcript has 4 exons.
UCGACUCAGCGAAGAUCGACCGAGAUGCUAAGAUCCCAGCAGAGACUCUGAACGGGCUGAAGGAGCUCGGGCUGUUUGGAGUGAUGGUUCCUGAGGAGUACGGGGGUCUUGGGCUGACCAACACGGUGUACGCCCGGCUGGCAGAGAUCACCUCUCUGGACGGAUCCAUCGCCGUGACGCUGGCCGCUCACCAGGCCAUCGGACUGAAGGGGAUUCUGAUCGCAGGGACCGAAGCCCAGAAGCAGAAGUAUCUUCCCAAACUGGCGUCCGGAGAACACAUCGCAGCGUUCUGCCUCACAGAGCCGGGGAGUGGAAGUGAUGCUGCCUCCAUUCAGACCCGCGCCGUGCUGUCAGAGGACGGGACGCAUUAUCUGAUCAGUGGAUCAAAGGUGAGGCAAUCUGUUUCACAAUUUCCCAAAAAUAAACCGGCCCUG